AUGGAGACGGUUGUGUCUAUGAUAUUUUUCGGUGUCUGUGCAGCCACUCCUUUGUGUUUGGUUGGGAGGGACUACAUUGUUGAGAAUUGUGUAAGGUAUAGGUGUAUCUUCGGAAGAGCCAUACCAGAACCAUGCCCAUUGGGUCUUUCCCCUACUUAUAAAGGGGUAACAGGAUGUAGCUGGUCGAGCGAAUCGGAAUGCAUUACAAUUCCGGAGACGGGAAAAAUCAUUGAUCCCUGCAGUGGUAGCCCGUGUUUAAAUGGGGGUAGAUGUCUUUCUUCUUCCAAUGGUCAGUCUUAUCUUUGCUCGUGUCCUCCUGGAUAUCAGGGACCUCGAUGUCAAAUCGAUGAAAACGAAUGCUUGAGCAGUCCUUGUAUGAACGGCGGGAUUUGUUUGGAUGGUAAGAAUGGCUUCACGUGCCAAUGUCCUCCAGGGGAGGGAGGCGUCCACUACACAGGACGACACUGUGAAACUAAAAUAUCCAAACUGGAGGAUGUCUGCACACCCAAUCCUUGUCAUAAUGAAGGCUACUGUUCAGGAGUAGGGGGGUCCUUUAUCUGCUACUGUACACCAAAGUUCAGUGGACCCUUGUGUAACGAAACAAUGAGUAUAGGUAAUCCCUGCUCCAGCAGACCUUGUUUGAACUCUGGAAUCUGCAGCAGUGUGCGAGCAACUCAAUUCAAAUGUUUCUGUUCACCGGGCUUCACAGGGAAACAAUGUGAACAAAAUCAAGAUCCCUGCUCUAUGAAGCCCUGUAUGAAUGGCGGCGUCUGUUUUCAAACCACUGAAGCCACCGUCUUUGGAUGUGCGUGUCCAGAAAAUUUCACAGGCCGUCUAUGUGAGACAGCUAUUUUGAUGCAUCCAUGCAGGAAGGCUCCGUGUAAGAAUGGUGGUUAUUGUACAGAGGUGGGCGCCACCUACAGGUGUAACUGUAGGUCGGGAUAUACGGGAUCGGACUGUACUCUUGUGACGUCAGCCGUCAUUUCUAGUCAGUGUGACAAAAGGAAGGGCUUGCUGCUACCCCACCCGUCUUAUUGUCAACUCUACUAUAACUGUAGCGCGCCGUCUGGUAACAUUCCCUCCAGACCAAAGGAGAAGUUUUUAGACGAGUGUCCUUAUCCUCAACUUUUCUCCACCACAAGCAGAAGAUGUGAAGCUUUUAACCGGGUGGACUGUGGCAAGCGCCAGAUUCUUUGGGAUUUCUGUGAUUACUGGAAACAAAAAUGCAGGAGUGUCUGUAAAUCUUGCUCUAUUGACCAUCCAAGUUGUAUGAAUAAGGCAGACGGGAUCCACAGUAACCCCAUGAAACCAAACAGCCCAUAUUACAUGGCGUGCUACCAGAAUAGGACUGUGUACGUCUCCGAGUGCCAGAGAGACAGAUUUGGAAAGCAAAUGGUAUUUCAUGAAAAUAAAUGUACUAGUUCAUUUGAUAUUGCCAGAGCCGAGGGAGGGCGAAGACCAGUGUGUGCAGAUACUGAUACUGGAAUAUAUUCUGACCCCGGGGGAGAAUGUAAUAUAUAUUAUAUGUGUCAGGCAGGGGUGGCUAGGGUGAUGCAGUGUUCUGACGGGAAGAUAUUCCACUACCAGCCUGGAAAGCCCCUGUGCCAAGAGCCAGAAGACGUAUGUCAACCAUGUGGAACUAAAGCAUGGUAUGGUAAAUGCCAUAGUUCUUUUUUAUUACUGUAA
Molecule: messenger RNA, 1686 nt
Organism: Saccostrea echinata
Lineage: Eukaryota; Metazoa; Mollusca; Bivalvia; Ostreida; Ostreidae
Product: neurogenic locus notch homolog protein 1-like
Exons: 9
Coding region: 1-1686 (561 amino acids)
Biological process (GO): heterophilic cell-cell adhesion; establishment or maintenance of epithelial cell apical/basal polarity
Cellular component (GO): protein-containing complex; extracellular region; plasma membrane
Molecular function (GO): chitin binding; calcium ion binding
Source: RefSeq, a predicted model, not a curated record